Messenger RNA from Gracilinanus agilis (Agile Gracile Mouse Opossum), 1749 nucleotides. It is a transcript of the gene TRIM71, whose product is annotated as tripartite motif containing 71. The record is from RefSeq and is a predicted model, not a curated record. The coding region runs from base 49 to 1749 and encodes 566 amino acids. Lineage: Eukaryota; Metazoa; Chordata; Mammalia; Didelphimorphia; Didelphidae. Gene Ontology annotation, molecular function: ubiquitin protein ligase activity; protein binding. The transcript has 3 exons. Gene Ontology annotation, biological process: protein polyubiquitination; proteasome-mediated ubiquitin-dependent protein catabolic process.
CAUUUCUACUGUGACACGUGCUCCGUCCCCAUCUGCCGAGAGUGCACGAUGGGGCGCCACGUCGGGCACAGCUUCAUCUACCUCCAGGAUGCCCUGCAAGACUCUCGCACCCUCACCAUCCAGCUGCUGGCCGACGCACAGCAGGGCCGUCAGGCCAUUCAGCUGAGCAUCGAACAAGCCCAGGCGGUGGCGGAGCAAGUGGAGAUGAAGGCGAAGGUGGUCCAGUCCGAAGUGAAGGCGGUCACGUCCAGGCACAAGAAGGCCCUGGAGGAGCGGGAAUGUGAGCUGCUGUGGAAGGUGGAGAAGAUCCGGCAGGUCAAGGCCAAGUCUCUGUACCUGCAGGUGGAGAAGCUUCGGCAGAACCUCAACAAGCUGGACAGCACCAUCAGCGCGGUGCAGCAGGUCCUGGAGGAGGGCCGCGCCAUGGACAUCCUGCUGGCCCGAGACCGCAUGCUGGCUCAGGUGCAGGAGCUCAAGAACGUGCGGAGCCUCCUGAAGCCGCAGGAGGACGACCGAGUCAUGUUCACGCCACCCGACCAGGCCCUCUACCUGGCCAUCAAGUCGCUGGGCUUCGUCAGCAGCGGGGCCUUCGCCCCCUUGACCAAGGCCACCGGGGAAGGCCUGAAGCGCGCCCUCCAGGGCAAGGUGGCCUCGUUCACCGUCAUCGGCUACGACCACGACGGGGAGCCGCGGCUUUCGGGGGGGGACCUGAUGUCCGCCGUGGUCAUGGGGCCAGACGGGAAUCUAUUCGGCGCAGACGUCAGCGACCAGCAGAACGGGACGUACCUGGUCAGCUACCGGCCGCAGCUGGAAGGCGAGCACCUUGUCUCUGUCAUGAUGUGCAACCAGCACAUCGAGAACAGCCCUUUCAAGGUGCUGGUCAAGUCCGGCCGCAGCUACGUGGGGAUCGGCCUGCCCGUCCUGGCCUUCGGCAGCGAGGGCGACAACGACGGGAAGCUGUGCCGUCCGUGGGGAGUCAGCGUGGACAAGGAGGGAUACAUCAUCGUGGCUGACCGCAGCAACAACCGCAUCCAGGUGUUCAAGCCCUGCGGCACCUUCUAUCACAAGUUCGGCACUCUGGGCUCGAGGCCCGGCCAGUUCGACCGGCCCGCGGGGGUGGCUUGUGACGCGUCCCGGAGGAUUGUGGUGGCCGACAAGGACAAUCAUCGCAUCCAGAUCUUCACCUUCGAUGGGCAGUUCCUCCUCAAGUUUGGCGAGAAAGGCACCAAGAACGGGCAGUUCAACUACCCUUGGGAUGUGGCGGUGAAUUCGGAAGGCAAGAUUCUGGUGUCUGAUACCCGGAACCACCGGGUCCAGCUGUUCGGGCCCGAUGGGGCCUUCCUCAACAAGUACGGCUUCGAAGGGGCCCUCUGGAAGCACUUUGAUUCCCCCCGGGGCGUGACCUUCAAUCAUGAGGGCCAUCUGGUGGUGACGGACUUCAACAACCACCGUCUGCUGGUCAUCCACCCAGACUGCCAGUCUGCACGCUUCCUGGGGUCGGAGGGCACCAGCAACGGGCAGUUCCUGCGUCCUCAGGGGGUUGCGGUGGACCAGGAAGGACGCAUCAUCGUGGCCGAUUCCAGGAAUCAUCGUGUGCAGAUAUUUGAAUCCAAUGGCAGCUUCAUAUGCAAAUUUGGUGCUCAGGGAAGUGGCUUUGGCCAAAUGGACCGUCCCUCUGGCAUUGCCGUCACUCCAGAUGGCAUGAUUGUCGUGGUCGAUUUUGGAAACAAUCGGAUCCUCAUCUUUUAA